AUGGUUUCAUGGACAGAAAGUAGUCAAUUGAAUCUCAUCGGAGAUACGAAGUUAGUGAUAGAAGAAAUAUCCUUUGCAGUGAAAGAAAUAUCUAUAUCCAACAAGUUACCUCAAGCUCCAGAUCUUUAUCAAACAAGAGAUUUGAUUUUUUUAGUCUUUAUUGCACCAAUUUUUCAAAUAUUAACAGGAACGAAAUAUUGCGUGGAGAUCACUCACCGUGGAUGGCGUGUAACAUCAAAUGAGUAUGAUAAUAUGCAUGGUGAUUUCGAACAGUUGCAGCUGCACAUCCGGUAUUAUGAAUCUAUUUAUGAAUUAUUAAGUGCUUUAUCUCCCGAAUAUCGAAAAAAAUUUUCGGAUUGCCUAGUAGAGAAACUUAUGGAAGUAAAGACACAACAGUUGGUUGAAAAUAAAAAAAAUAAAUAA
This is a messenger RNA of Dracunculus medinensis (Guinea worm), 423 nucleotides long. The record is from the annotation of a GenBank genome assembly. Lineage: Eukaryota; Metazoa; Nematoda; Chromadorea; Rhabditida; Dracunculidae.